UUUUCGUAACCCUAAUUCACAUAACCUUAACCCCUAAGUUUCCCAUCGGGAGAUGCUGUGGAAGUUUCCUUGUGAGAAUAGAUGACUCCCAAAAUAAAAUGACGACUAAUCGGAAGCUGAGUCUACAUUUCCAGAAUUCAAUAGGCCAAAAAAAAAAAAAAAACACACACAGGCGUAGGGAUGGAGAUGAGACGGACAACAGGAUUCGCAAGCGAUGACACGACGCAGAAGCCGAUCACGAACACGACACAGAAGCCGAGCACGAGCACGAGCACGAGCACGAGCACGAGCACGAUCCUACCCGAUAUAAAACCAACCAUGAACUCCGUGACUCCAAAAUUUCCAACAAUAAACAUCUUUGACGAGGAUGACGAUCUAUCACAGUUAUCUGAUCACAACCGGUACUCUGAUGAAGAAAGUGACCUCCAGCUCGCAAUCAUGGCCUCUCUCUCAACCCCAAUACCCAAUACCUCGAUCAUCGAAGACCCAAUUGACGGCGACGAAGACCCCUCUCUGAAAAAUAAGCUGUUUACCGAAACAGGGGAGUCUUGGAAUUCUAAAUCAUCUUCUUCUGAUAAAAUUCAUACUGCAACCUUUAUGUGUGAAAUUUGUGUUGAGCCAAAGUCAUGCUAUGAGGCUUUUCUCAUAAUGGGUUGUGCACAUUCUUUCUGUUCUGAUUGUGUGAUCAAAUAUGUGGCUUCAAAGCUACAAGAAAGCAUUCCGCAGAUUGGAUGCCCUGUUUCGCGCUGUAUAGGGCUUUUGGAACCAGAGUAUUGCCGAACCAUUUUGCCACCGGAGCUGUUUGAUAGCUGGGGAAAAUCUUUCUGCGAGGCGGUCAUUCCCGGAUCGGAGAAAUUAUACUGUCCCCACACCGAUUGCUCCGCGCUUUUGAUUGAUGAUGACAGAGAAGGCGGAAGGGUUAGUAGCCAGGUACAGUGUCCCAAUUGCAGCAGGUGGUUUUGUGCAGAUUGUAAGGUGUCUUGGCAUUGGAAUAUGGAAUGCGCGGAUUUUCAGAGAAUGGACGAGGAUGAGAGAGAGGAGGAUGGUAUUAUGUUUAAGCAGCUUGCUGAGGAGAAGAGGUGGAGUCGGUGUCCUAAUUGCAGAUUCUAUGUUGAGAAAACCCUAGGCUGUAACAAUGUGUACUGCAGAUGUGGACGGCGUUUCUGUUACGGGUGUGGAGAACACACGUGCAAGUGUAGUGUGGAUGGCGAUUCUGUUAGGGGUGGUCCUCAUAAUGCUAAUGUGUAGAGAGAGAGAGUAGUGCACAAUGUUUGUAGCUGUGACGCUUUGCAAACGAUUGCAAUUAAUAAUUUAUCAUUUUGUGUGAGAAAAAUAAUAAAUACUUGAAAUGCUUUUAUUUCUCUUCUGAUUGAAAGACUUAAUAAAUACUUGAAAUGCAUUUAUU
Messenger RNA from Cornus florida, 1405 nucleotides. RefSeq names its product E3 ubiquitin-protein ligase RSL1-like. NCBI's taxonomy places the organism in Eukaryota, Viridiplantae, Streptophyta, Magnoliopsida, Cornales, Cornaceae. Gene Ontology annotation, cellular component: cytoplasm; ubiquitin ligase complex. The record is from RefSeq and is a predicted model, not a curated record. The coding region runs from base 181 to 1248 and encodes 355 amino acids. Gene Ontology annotation, molecular function: zinc ion binding; ubiquitin protein ligase activity; ubiquitin conjugating enzyme binding. The transcript is spliced from 2 exons. Gene Ontology annotation, biological process: positive regulation of proteasomal ubiquitin-dependent protein catabolic process; protein polyubiquitination; ubiquitin-dependent protein catabolic process.